Molecule: messenger RNA, 147 nt
Organism: Priceomyces carsonii
Lineage: Eukaryota; Fungi; Ascomycota; Pichiomycetes; Serinales; Debaryomycetaceae
Exons: 1
Coding region: 1-147 (48 amino acids)
Source: RefSeq, a predicted model, not a curated record
AUGAAAUGGUUUUAUGUAAAAGGAGCCACCGGCAAUUUGACAAAAGAAAAAGCUGAUGUGUCUGAUGUGACGAAUGCUUCCAGAUCCCAUUUCAUGGACUUAGACACAAGAGACUAUGACGAUGAUUUACUUUUCUUAGGUGCAUGA